AGUGGCGGGGCGGUGCCAGGGCAGAAGGACUCUGCCUGAGAAACCCGAUUCGAGGUAUUUCUGGGGGGUUUGUCCAGUCGAAGGAUCUUGCCGCUGUGGCUCCCAAAUUUUGCUUCCGAGGCUGGCCUGGCUGAGGGCUCAGCGCGCCCGGCCCCACCCUCCAGGUGAACCUAGAACCCCCCCAACCGGAGUCUCAUUCUUUUUCCUGCGAAACUCCCGAUGCUGCCUGAGGCUUGGACCCAACCUGAGAGACCACAUCUGAGAAAACCCUGCCUGUGUCUGCAGUAUCCGCUUGAAUUCCUCAGGUUGUUCAGGAAUGGAGAAUCUCCAGCAGUGUUAAAUAUAUGACCGUCAGCUUAGGAGAUGGCUGCUUUGCAAAGGAAAGGGCUUCAGGCAAGGAUUCUCAGCUCUGAAGAAGAGGAGAAACUGAAAAGAGACCAAGCUUUAGUGUCUGAUUUUAAACAGCAAAAACUGGAAAAAGAGGCUCAGAAGAACUGGGACCUUUUUUACAAAAGAAAUAGCACUAAUUUCUUCAAAGAUAGACACUGGACCACCAGAGAGUUUGAGGAGCUCAGAUCAUGUAGAGAGUUUGAAGAUCAAAAAUUGACUAUGCUUGAAGCUGGCUGUGGGGUUGGGAACUGUUUAUUCCCGCUUUUAGAAGAUCCGAAUAUCUUUGCCUAUGCCUGUGAUUUUUCUCCAAGAGCAGUUGAAUAUGUCAAGCAAAAUCCUUUAUAUGACACAGAAAGAUGCAAGGUAUUCCAGUGUGAUCUGACUAAAGAUGACCUUCUGGAACACGUGCCCCCAGAGUCUGUGGAUGUUGUCAUGUUGAUAUUUGUGCUCUCUGCGGUUCACCCUGAUAAAAUGCACCUUGUCUUACAAAACAUUUACAAGGUAUUAAAACCAGGCAAAAGUGUCUUGUUUCGCGACUAUGGGCUGUAUGAUCAUGCCAUGCUUAGGUUUAAAGCCGGCAGCAAACUUGCAGAAAACUUUUAUGUUAGACAAGAUGGAACCAGAUCGUAUUUUUUCACUGAUGAAUUCCUGGCACGGCUCUUUAUGGACACAGGUUACGAAGAAGAGGUGAACGAGUAUGUGUUUCGUGAGACGGUGAAUAAAAAAGAAGGCCUGUGUGUGCCGAGGGUUUUCCUUCAGAGCAAGUUCCGAAAGUCUCUGAAGAACCCAACUCCUGUGACCCCGCACCUGGGCCACGAGUCCUGACCUUUUACGAGGUUGAUGUCUGUGCCUCCCCUUGAAGAGGAAAGUUUAAAGUCACUCUUUUUAUUUUGUGUA
This is a messenger RNA of Balaenoptera ricei (Rice's whale), 1287 nucleotides long. It is a transcript of the gene METTL6, whose product is annotated as methyltransferase 6, tRNA N3-cytidine. Lineage: Eukaryota; Metazoa; Chordata; Mammalia; Artiodactyla; Balaenopteridae. The coding region runs from base 364 to 1215 and encodes 283 amino acids. The transcript has 6 exons. The record is from RefSeq and is a predicted model, not a curated record.